AUGGGAAAGCGAAUCGUGAUCACUGGAGGCUCUGGCAAAGCCGGACAGCAUAUCAUCAGAUAUCUCCUUCAACAAGGCCAUGAUCUCCUGAACCUCGACCUCGUUCCUCUUCCCGUCGAGCUAGAAGAGCAAGUCCAUACAAUGCGCGUCGACCUGACAAACACCGGACAGGUCUACAGCGCACUAGGCUCUCAUUUCCACUUGACCGAGCCAUUCCGCGAACCACUCGGGCUAGUCCCCGAUGCAGUCAUUCACAUGGCCGGGUAUUCGCGCAACAUGAUCGUCCCAGACGACGAAACCUUCCGCGGUAAUACCUCGGCAACGUACAACAUAAUCGAAGCCGCCUCGCGCCUCGGUAUCAAGAAAAUCAUCAUCGCCAGUUCUGUCACAGUCUACGGCGUGAGCUAUGCAGAGGGAGAUGUAGAUUACCCUUCCUUCCCAGUUGAAGAAACCGUCGACGCAAACCCAAUGGACACGUACGCCAUUUCAAAGGUGUGCGGCGAGAGCAUUGCGCGUGGAUUUGCGCGUCGGUAUGGAAGUGAUAUCUAUAUACUGCGUAUUGGUCGCAUUGUUGCGCCGGAGGAGUACAAACAGUCCAUGUUCCGUUCCUAUGUUGAAAAUCCCGAGAAAUGGGCGCCGCAUGGGUGGUCGUACAUUGAUGCUCGUGAUCUUGGGCAGAUGUGUGAUCUUGGAAUUCAGAAGGAUGGCCUUGGGUUUCAGGUUUUUAAUGCUGUCAAUGACGAAAUUACCAAUUAUGAGAACACUGGUGAGUUCUUAGCGCGGGUUUGUCCUGGUGUCCCGGUUACGCGAGAGUUGGGGGCCAGAGAGGCUCCGAUCAGUAACCGGAAAAUUAAGGAGCUGCUUGGAUUUAAAGAAGAGCAUCAUUGGAUGAAGUAUUAUGAAUAA
Molecule: messenger RNA, 906 nt
Organism: Penicillium griseofulvum
Lineage: Eukaryota; Fungi; Ascomycota; Eurotiomycetes; Eurotiales; Aspergillaceae
Product: NAD-dependent epimerase/dehydratase family protein
Exons: 1
Coding region: 1-906 (301 amino acids)
Source: RefSeq, a predicted model, not a curated record